Molecule: messenger RNA, 1431 nt
Organism: Miniopterus natalensis
Lineage: Eukaryota; Metazoa; Chordata; Mammalia; Chiroptera; Miniopteridae
Source: RefSeq, a predicted model, not a curated record
AUGAGGGUGGCAUUGGGCAUGCUCUGGGUUCUGGCCCUUAGGGGAUCCCCCCAGGCCUGGAGCUCUUGUCCCCCUCCAUGCAGCUGCAGCCUCCACAUCCUGGGAGAUGGCAGCAAGGCCAGGUAUGGCACCAGCGCCCGGCUGGUGCUAGGGCUGCAAGACAACCCCUGGGUGUGUGACUGCCGACUCUAUGACCUGGUCCAUUUCCUGGGAGGCUGGGCCCCAAACCUGGCCUUCAUAGAGGCCAGACUGAGGUGUGCCAGCCCACGCAGUCUGGCCGGAGUGGCCUUUGACCAGCUGGAACUGAGGAAGUGCCAGAGUCCGGAGCUCCGUCAGGAGGUGGCCAGCAUCAGGUCUCCUUGGGGCAGCACAGUGCUGCUACGUUGUGGAGCCACUGGGGUCCCUGGGCCCGAGAUGAGCUGGAGGAGGGUCAAUGGGUACCCACUCAAUGGCACAGUGCACCAGGAAGUCUCCAGUGACGGCACAAGCUGGACUCUGCUGGGCCUUCCUGCUGUGUCCCACCUUGACUCUGGAGACUACAUCUGCCAGGCCAAAAACUUCCUGGGAGCCUCUGAGACUAUCAUCUCCCUAGUGGUCACUGAGCCCCAGACUUCCACAGAACACAGUGGGAGCCCAGAGGCACUGUGGGCAAGGACAGGCAAGGGGGCAAAAGCUGCUGCAUACAACAAGCUGGUGGCCAGACAUGUCCCCCACAUCCCUGAGCCUGCUAUCCUGGCCACUGGCCCCCCAGUGCCUGGCUCAAAGGAGGAGCUGAUGCUCCAGUACUUCCAGAUGGGGGCCCCUGGAGAGCGCUCGCAUGGGCAGAUGGGGCCUCAGGAGGCCCGAGUGGUGAGGUCUCUCAAGGUGGUGGGGGACACUUACCAGAGUGUGACCUUGGUGUGGAAGGCCCCCCUGGCUGGGAACACAACUGCUUUCAGUGUCCUUUAUGCUGUCUUUGGGCAGCACGACAUGCGGCGGGUGGCUGUGCAGCCUGGGAAGACCAGGGUCACCGUCCAUGGGCUGGUGCCCAAGACCAAGUAUGUGGCAUGUGUCUGUGUGUGGGGCCUGGCACCCCAGAAAGAGCAGUGUGUCAUCUUCUCCACCAAUGAGGUGGUGGAUGCUGAGGCCACUCAGAGGCUCAUCAAUGUGGUGGUGGUCAGUGUGGCCGCUGUCAUCGCCCUGCCCCUCACGCUGCUCGUCUGCUGCAGUGCUCUCCAGAGGCGCUGCCACAAGUGCCACACAGGGGGCUCCAUUGAGGCCACCAGUGCCCAUGUCAACCUGGAGAGGCUGGGCCACAGCGAAGAUAGCUCUGAGGAGCUGUCCCGGCACAGCCUCAGCGAGACUGACAGGCUCCUCUCCGCCCGUUCUAGCCUGGACUCUCAGCUCCUAGAGGCCAGGGGGGGCAGACGGGUCAAUGAGUACCUCUGCUGA